AAAGAUGGAGAGAGGGAGAGAUACAGGAGAGAGAAAGAAAUGAGGAGAAUCAGGGCCAGAGAGGGAAAGAGACCAAGGGAGAGAAGGAUGAGAGAGAAGCCAAAGGUGACAGAGUGAUGGGGACCGAUGGACAGAAAGAGCGAUAAAUGAUCAGACCCCACAGACCCCUGCCCCUCACUCACUCACUGUGAACCCUGCCCCACUCCAGACAGGUGGGGAUCCAGAAGAAAGCCUCAGCUCCCCUUUUGUCUUCAGGGCCUGGCCUAUCCUGUCCUGCUGGUUUGGCUCCUGCCAUCCUCUGUGGCAAGGCUUUUGAGGGGCACCCAAUGGGAGGCAGGGCUCCAAAGCUUGUCCUGUAGGUUGACUGACGUGGCCACUGGGUGGAAUCUGAAGAGAAAACCCAGUGACACCUUCCCUUGAGGCCUGGGCAGGCCCCAGCCUGCCUUCUUUUGGGGCCCAGACUAAAAAAGACCUCAAAGGUCACCGCCAUCAUGCUCUUCGCUGUACAGAGGAGGAAAUUGAGGCCUAGAGAGGGAGAGGGACAAGCCUGAAGUCACAAAACCAGGUCAUGGCCUAGUUGGAACUAACUUUGAUGGAUGCUGAGGCCUGAAAAUCUGGAGACUUGCUUUCUCCUGGUCAAUUUGCUUCCUGCCCAGGGAUGUCCUGAGACUUUAGCGACAGUAUCCUGGAUGCCAGUCCCUGGGUGGAGAGUUUUACCCAACAUCCCGUGAACUGACUACUGUGAUAAGACCCAUCAUACAGAUAAGGAGACUGAGGCUCAGAGAAGUUAAGACUUCAAAGCCUGAGGUCACACAGUGUCAAUACUCCAGAUAGGUCUGUUUGACCUUGAAAGUUGGGUUCCUGCCAUGGGACCUCCCAGCUACAGUGGGUAAUGAGCUCUGUAAUAUGGAAAAGGUGGGCAGAGGUGGGUGGCCAUUCCUCCAGUUAGGGAAAAUUACCAGAACAAUGGUUUCAAAACAUUAGAAUUCUUCCCAGAGGGACCCACCUUUGUUCAGUGGUGUUCCUACCUUUAGGAACCCCAGGUCUCCCUACCCUUCCCACCACCACACUCUAUUCCACAUCCCUUUUCUCAACCUCUGAAGAGAAGGAGUUUGGCUCUGGGCUACUCCCACCCUCUCUCCCUCUUCGUUGUCCCCAGCCAUGACCUCCUGAACCACAGGCCCAGGCUGGUUCUGAGUAUAGAGGUGGGCCUGCACACCCUAAAGCCCCCCUUCUACCUGCUAUGCACAGUGAGCAUCUCCCCCAGCUCUACCCGUGGCUCUGCCUCACUGGGGUUCACCCUCCUGGAAGAGACUUGGAUGGAGAUUGGGAGGAAUGUUGGAGGAGCAGUAGGCUGAUGGGAAGAAUGACAGACAAUCACUUUCCCUACCAGCUCUGAUCUCCCAGUAAAGCUUUCCAAGAACUAUACUGCCAGCCUCUAACACCUCCCUAGCUAGAUCCUGUCCCCUGAGGUUUCCUCACCCUCAACAAUCCUCAGUUUCUUCAUCUGCAUUAUGGGUGUAAGCACCCCAACUUCCCUGGAUGAUUGGAAGGCGAAUGAUACGUUAGCUUUGGGACACAGGAACACGUGCUGGCUGUAAACUCUCCCUAGUGGAGAGGCCAGUCCUCUUGGGGAGCACAUGAUGCUACUGUGUCCCACUGGUGGCUACAGUCCAAGGAUGGAGAUGGUUGCAGACUGAGACCCCUGCCCAGCCCUCUACUCCUCUGAGGGCCAUAGUCCCUUUAAGUCUGGAGCAUAGCUCCGCCCCAUGUUGCUCUCAAGUUCUGCUCUGGCUAUGUUUCCACCAUCAGAUCAAGAGGGUUGCUGCUUGGCCAGGCCUCUGCCUUUGAGUCCCAGGAAAUAGAGAGCCCUGGGGUGCUGUUCCCUGAUUGUGCCAAGAGGCUUUCUUAGAACCAACCCUGGGUGAUGGUGGGAGGGCACACUCCAGGUGGCCAGGAGAUGGAUGCUCCCUUUACCAGAAAUCUCAGGAGCUCCCAGGGUGGGGGUAGCUACAGGGCCCAAACCCUGCCCUCACCUCUUUCACCCAACUCUGGUAGAGGCCAUGGCCCUCUGCCAACUUCAUGGAGGUGGGUGUGGCAGCCACUACUGGGGUGGGGGUCUAAGGAUGAGUUCUGGGAGCUUCCUCUGAGCCCCUGAACCCUCUUCCCUCCCUAGGAAGAAAGGGAUCCCCUCCUGGCCCCCUGCCCCAGGGCCCAAGGCUUUGGCUCCCACAGUCCCCAUCCAGGCGGGGCUGGCAGCAGGUGACUGGAUGAGAAAGGCAUGGUGAAUGGGGGCGUGGGCCUUGGCAAGUACACUCCUUGGCCAAUCAGCGGCCUGCCCAGCCGGUGGAUUCAGUUACAAGCCAGAGAUCACCCCAUACUCCAGCCUCCUUCCUACUCCUCCCAAAGCUCCAUUCAUUGGCCCUGCCGCAGGGUCUGCAGGGCACCGCUUCCGCUCAGCUGCUUAAAUCUGCUGCCUCGUGGGCUGCCAGGGGUAGGUGUUGUGGGGGCUUUGUCUGACUGGGCUGGGCCAGGACAGAAUGGGAAUUCUGGUAGUGCUGUUAGGGAUGCUGAGCUUCCUGGGAGUGGCUGUGGGGAGCUCCUCUGCCCUCCUCUGGGACAGCACCUCCUGCCACUUGGCCAGGCCCAUCCCCGGCAGCCCCUUGGGGACCCUGAGCUUUCUGGGCAAGAAUGCCCAGGGACUGGCCCUGGUCCACACCCACUGGGAUGAGCACGGGAGGCUGCAAUCUUGUAGCCAGCAAGACGAGCCAGAGCUCACUGCAGCCUUUAGUGCUCUCUGUGCUGGUGAGAUCACCCGGGGCACCUUCAUCCACACCCCUGGACCUGAGCUGCAGAGAGCGCUGGCCACACUUCAGAGUCAGUGGGGAGCCUGCCGAGGGACUGAAGAGGGUCCAGCAGGGGCUAGGGAGAAGCGAGCAGCAGGGGUCAGGGAAGAGCAAGCAGAAGGACACAGAGGAGCACCCAGCAGCAUAGGACACCAGCGGCUGAAGAGAGGCUGGACUAUGCCUGGCACGCUGUGGUGUGGAGUUGGGGAUUCUGCCGGAAACUCCACAGAGUUGGGGAUCUUCCAAGGCCCUGAUCUCUGCUGCCGGGAACAUGACCGAUGCCCACAGAACAUCUCGCCCUUCCAGUACAGCUAUGGUAUCAGAAACUACCGAUUCCACACCAUCUCCCACUGUGACUGUGAUGCCAGGUUCCAGCAAUGCCUGAAGAACCAGCAGGACUCCAUCUCGGACAUCGUGGGUGUGGCCUUCUUCAAUGUGCUGGAGGUCCCCUGCUUCGUGCUGGAGGAGCAGGAGGCGUGUGUGGCGUGGUACUGGUGGGGAGGGUGCAGAAGGUAUGGCUCCAUACCUCUUGCCCACCUCCAGCCCAGGACCCUCUAUAAUGCCUCCUGGAGCUCCCCAGCCACCCCCCAGCCUCCCAGCCUUCAGAACCCAGCCCCUAGCAAGCCACAACAGAAGCAGCGUCCUCAGAAGCGACCACCGCAAUGGAAAGGGUCUAAGCACCCCAUCAAAACCAACACCACAGCCCUCCGGACCCCUGUGGCCUCCACCCAGCCUGAUAUGUCCCCCACAGCCUGGCUGGAGGUCACCCAUCCAGGCCUCCAGGGGCCAUGGAGUGGCCUAAAACCUCAGGAUGUCCGCCGAGCCUGCCGCAGCUUCCGCCACUUGGAUCAAUGUGAGCAGCAGAUCAGGCCUCAGGAAACAAAGUUCCAGCUGCUCAAUAGUGCUCAUGAGCCCCUCUUCCACUGCAACUGCACACGCCGCCUGGCACGCUUCCUGAGGCUCCACAGCCCACCUGCAGGCACCAGCGUACUUUGGGAGCUGCUAGGCACAACCUGUUUCAAGCUGACCCCUCCACUGGACUGUGCUGAGGGCACAGGCUGUUUCAAAGACCCUAGGGCCAUCAAAGUGUCAGCUCGGCACUUGCAGCGACUUCAGCAGAGGCGACUCCAGCUCUGGGGUGUGACCACAGAUGAGGGGCAGGUAUGGCCUUCAAAUCACCCAAGAGCCCCCAUGUCAUUCUAUGACCGGUGUCUGCAGCUGACCCAGGCAGCCUGGAGACCUGACAGGCAGCAGAAAUCCUAGAACCACUGACCUCAGUUCCAGCUCUCCUGGGCACCAAACUGGACCUUGCUCCUGGCUCUGCUAGGCCCUGGGGGUCUUGGCCUACUCUCCAUGUGUUAGAUUGAAGCAUAGCACAGGCCCUUGUGGACAGCCAGGAGGCUGGAUGGGGGGAAGAGGGAGCAAGGCUGAAAUGCUGGACCACGUCUCCUGCUGUGCUGAGCAAUCUUGAGCUGGUGAUACAACCCCUCUGUGCUUGGAUGUGGUGUUCAAGAGGCUCAUUCUGGGGAAUGGGGAAAGGGUAACCUACUACAGCAGCCUCAGGAGGUACUAGUAAGAGGUACAUGUAUCUUCAGGUCUCAAAAUUAAUACGUGUCUCAAGACCCUGCUCAGAGGAACCCCAGCACCUAUCUGCGGAGGCCUGAGGCAGUAGGUCAGAGGAUGGGAUAUCACAGAAGUGCCUGUGUCUGAAUCCAGGAAAGAGGAGGGUGGCUAGAGAGGGCUUCCUAACUCUUCUCCCUGGGGGAUCCCUUCUCUUAACAGCUGCCAUGCCCUUCCUGGCCCAGCCCUGGCCCAAAUCUCUGUGUCAUUGAGCAAGGGGCCUCCCUGACUCCGAGCCUUAGUUUCCUCCUCUGAAAAAGCAGGGUGUAAUCAGGACCUACCUCAUAGGAUUGUUGAGGAUUAAGUAAACCAAUACAUGAACAGUGCUUAGCACCUUGUAAAUGUUCCCUCCCUGUAACAUAGAGCCAAACUGUGGUUAGGUGUCUGAUUUGGAGAGGUUCACCUCCUGGAGGCCUCAGUUUGCCCAUCUGUGAAAGGGGUCUAAGAAUUGCACUGAACUCAAUACCACAACUCAGGGUUGUGGUGCAGAUUAAAAGAGAUGGCAUGUGUAAUGUA
Messenger RNA from Leopardus geoffroyi (Geoffroy's cat), 4982 nucleotides. It is a transcript of the gene PLA2G3, whose product is annotated as phospholipase A2 group III. The transcript is spliced from 7 exons. The record is from RefSeq and is a predicted model, not a curated record. Gene Ontology annotation, biological process: phospholipid metabolic process; arachidonate secretion. NCBI's taxonomy places the organism in Eukaryota, Metazoa, Chordata, Mammalia, Carnivora, Felidae. Gene Ontology annotation, molecular function: A2-type glycerophospholipase activity. The coding region runs from base 2541 to 4109 and encodes 522 amino acids.